Larimichthys crocea (large yellow croaker) is the source of this 860-nucleotide messenger RNA. RefSeq names its product protein PXR1-like. The record is from RefSeq and is a predicted model, not a curated record. The transcript is spliced from 4 exons. Bases 77 to 520 code for a protein of 147 amino acids. Lineage: Eukaryota; Metazoa; Chordata; Actinopteri; Sciaenidae.
GUUUAGGUGCGCUCAAUUCAGGUUUCCUGCUUGUGUGUGUCCGCUGACACUUGCUUUGGAAACCGCAGGAGUCACCAUGUCUUUUGAUCUGUCGUCAGCUUUGCCAGGGGGUGAUGAGGCGGUGAAGAAGGAGGAGGCUCAAGAGAAUGAGUUCAGUUGGCCCUGGAGUAAGGAUAAGGAUAAGGACAAGGGUGACAGUAAGGACAAGUCUGACAAAAAGGACAAGUCCGACAGUAAGGACAAGUCUGACAAAAAGGACAAGUCUGACAAAAAGGACAAGUCCGACAGUGAGGACAAGUCUGACAAAAAGGACAAGUCUGACAAAAAGCACAAGUCUGACAAAAAGGACAAGUCCGACAGUGAGGACAAGUCUGACAAAAAGCACAAGUCUGACAAAAAGCACAAGUCGGACAAAGAAGGCGGUGAACACAAGAAGAAGCACAAGAAGAAGGACAAGAAGAAAAAGGAACACAAGGAUGGGAAGAAAUCCUCAUCUUCAUCCUCCAGUGACGAGGAGUGAUGCUUCCUUGGGGACCGGACUGCACUUUUAGCCUCUUAUGAUAUUUACAAAGUGAGUGUGUGCCAGUUUUUCUUCCUGUCCUGUCACUGCUGUCACAGUAACAUACUGAUCUUGUGUAAACAUCUGCUGAUUUCUUAAAGUGAAUGUUCUGUCCACAAACUAAAUGAAGUCUGUUUUUUUUUUUCGCCAAAAGAUGGCAAUGUUAUCUGGGGUGUUGUUUAGUUCAGUUGGUAGAGCAGCAGCCCCAUGUUCAAAGGCUUAGUCCUUGCCGCAGAAGCCCAGAGUUCGAAUCCGAUCUGUCACUCUUCAGCUGUCUCUAUACAAUAAAGGCCAAAAAAAA